AGUCCGGGGUAACAAGGUCCCAUCUCUUCCCCCCAUGUUACGAGUAAUCCUGGCAUCUUCUCAUCUCUCAUCUCUCAUCGCUUUGCUUUCGUUCUUUCGCUCGUUCGCCCGCCGGUCCCUGGAAGCCCCCCCCAAAGCGCCAGAGGGGACAGCUGCUGCCCGUGAGACCGGGUUGCCGGGAGCGGACGCCCUAUCCAAUACAUUAAUCCAUGGCGCAUGUAAGUCGGCAUACGUACGGUAUGUAGGUACAUGUAUAUGUACGACGCGCGCUGUGUGUAUGUAUGUAUGUAUGUAUGUAUGUAUGUAUGUAUGAUAAUUAGUUGUGAUUAAAUAUUCGAUAUUCUAGAGGCGAUUUGU
Molecule: messenger RNA, 357 nt
Organism: Amorphotheca resinae ATCC 22711
Lineage: Eukaryota; Fungi; Ascomycota; Leotiomycetes; Helotiales; Amorphothecaceae
Exons: 1
Coding region: 35-313 (92 amino acids)
Source: RefSeq, a predicted model, not a curated record